Messenger RNA from Drepanopeziza brunnea f. sp. 'multigermtubi' MB_m1, 2130 nucleotides. Lineage: Eukaryota; Fungi; Ascomycota; Leotiomycetes; Helotiales; Drepanopezizaceae. The record is from RefSeq and is a predicted model, not a curated record.
AUGCUACUCAGAUUCCGAGGUCCUGAUGGGACAGUGCGACUAAAUGUCGAGUCCGCAGAUACAUUUGCACAGCUUGGGGAGAAACUUUCACAAGUUCUGCCAGCUACCGUCGACUUCAAUACCUUGACUCUUGCAAACCAACCAGCUGGAGGAGAGAUCAAACCACUCAAAGAUAUCGCCAGACACCUGGUCUCACAGAUAGGCUUGAGCCGCAUGUCAAACGGCAACGAAAACGGCGACUCCGAACAGUCAUCCGCCAUUCUCCAAUCCUCUACAAAUCGCCUGAAUGGCCAGAUGAUCUUGCCAACCGAAGAUAUUCCGAUAGACCCUUUGCCUGUCACUUCGCCCUCAGAAAAGAUCAAAAAUCCUUGGGAGGUGGUGAGGCAGUCGGCAGUGGAUGAUAGACUGGACAGACAGAAUGGCAAGAUCCCUAGGAAGCGAGACGUCAAGAUGUGUAGGCACGGUGAGAAGGGCAUGUGCGACUACUGUAUGCCGAUGGAACCAUUCAACGCGGAAUAUCUGGCCGAAAAGAAGAUCAAGAAUCUCUCCUUUCACUCCUACCUACGAAAGAUUAACUCGGCCACCAACAAGCCAGAGUUAGGAAGCUCUUUCAUGCCGCCUCUUACUGAGCCCUACUACCGAGUCAAGCCCGAAUGUCCUUCAGGUCACCCGCAGUGGCCAGAAGGUAUCUGCACAAAGUGCCAACCUAGUGCCAUCACAUUACAGGCACAGCCCUUUCGAAUGGUAGACCAUGUCGAAUUCGCAAAUUCUACUCUCAUCGAGAAUCUUCUCAACUUUUGGCGUCAGACUGGUGCUCAGCGAAUUGGCUACCUGUAUGGGAGAUACACAGAAUAUACCGAGGUUCCCCUAGGCAUCAAGGCGGUCGUUGAGGCUAUCUAUGAGCCACCCCAAAUCAACGAAGUCGAUGGCGUGACUUUGCUGGACUGGCAAGAAGAAAGCCUUGUUGAGGGAAUAGCCAGACAAUGUGGACUCCAAAAGGUGGGAGUAAUUUGGACAGAUCUCUUGGAUGCUGGCGCAGGUGAUGGUUCGGUCGUAUGCAAGCGACAUAUCGAUUCCUAUUACCUUUCGUCGCUCGAGAUCGCAUUUGCCGCCCGCCUUCAAGCACAACACCCGAAGCCCACGAAAUGGAGCGAUACUGGCAGAUUUGGCUCUAACUUUGUCACUUGUGUGGUAUCAGGUGAUGAAAAGGGACAAAUCGCUAUUUCAUCUUACCAGGUAUCGAACUCGGCUGUUGAAAUGGUCAGAGCGAACAUCGUCGAGCCUUCUGCCGAUCCCACAGUCAUGCUUGUCCGAAACGAGGAGGAGGAUGAUGGCUCCAUCAGCCGUACACGUUACAUUCCAGAAGUGUUCUACAGGCGGAUCAACGAAUACGGAGCAAGUGUACAAGAAAACGCAAAGCCGUCAUUUCCUGUCGAGUAUCUCCUUGUCACGUUAACACACGGCUUCCCUGACGCUCCGAAACCUAUGUUUAUCGCGGCACCUGGUUUCACUAUCGCAAAUCGUCUCACUCUUGGCGAAGAACAAGACAAAAAGACCCUUGCCAAGCGUAUCGGUGUGGAUAGAGCGGGCGAGGUCAAGAAUGCCGAUGGGGCUUUACGAGCUGUAUCAGAUUUCCAUCUACUCUGCUAUUUGAAGAAGGAAUAUGUGAACCUCUUCGAGAAGGCGAGUUUGGAAGACGAGGCCCUUCUGUACCGCGUGGCCACGAAGCACGAUCUCGCAGAAGGCUACCAAUUGCUAUCCACCGGUGCAUGGGCGGCAAUGGCUUUGGAUUUAUCACAAACUGGUGAGAGACCCCUCAAGAGACCAUCGCCUGAUGACGGCGACGAGUUCAACGAGCGCCUUGCUAAGAGGGUUGGUGGGCCCCCAUCUUCAAAGUUGUUUUCUAAUAUCACUCUCACUGGGGUGGAUUACAUCAAAUUCCUCAUAUAUACCAGAGCCGCGUGGCGCGAAGCUGGCCGCCAUCCAGGAAAACACGUAGACAGCCUCAGUAGCGGAAAAUCUCAUAUGAAGACUGAACGUUGUACAGAGCCAGUUGGCAACUCUACGCCGAAUAGCGAGCAAUCUCGUAGCGAAGUCUCUUCGAAGGUUCAGGCAGGAUGGCCCGAAUAA